This is a messenger RNA of Pimephales promelas (fathead minnow), 4700 nucleotides long. RefSeq names its product transforming growth factor, beta receptor associated protein 1 (gene tgfbrap1). Gene Ontology annotation, biological process: vesicle-mediated transport; intracellular protein transport; autophagy. Gene Ontology annotation, cellular component: membrane; cytoplasm. The record is from RefSeq and is a predicted model, not a curated record. NCBI's taxonomy places the organism in Eukaryota, Metazoa, Chordata, Actinopteri, Cypriniformes, Leuciscidae.
UAUUUCGGCGGAGAAACAGGAAGCGCUUACAGCAGGGAGAGAGAAGGAGAGAGGGAGGUGGAGAGUGAAUGAAACUGGCAGGCCGUGAAAACGCUGUCAUCUCUCAAGGACCGCACUGGCCAAGGCUGGGAUGUGGGUGGCACCAUGAGCGUGAAAGCUUUUGAGCUGGUUCCCGCUGUGGAGCGGGAGCAGGUGAUGGGCGAAAAAGUGCGGAUAAACAUCGAAUGCAUUGAGUGCUGUGGCCAACAUCUGUACCUGGGCACCAACGACUGCUUCAUCCAUCACUUCAUACUAGAGGAGCACACGACAGCCACAGGUAAGCUGGCCUACAAAGCCCAGAAACUCCUCCACAAAUACCUGGGCCUGAAGAAGCCAGUAGCAGAACUGAAGGCCGCCUCUGCUUUGGAACGUCUAAUCGUCCUCUGUGAUUCAACCAUCACUGUUGUGGACAUGGUUACUCUGGAGCUUGUCCCCUUUGGUGGCACUAAGCUCAAAGGUGUGACUGCGUUUUGUAUCAACGAAAAUCCGGUCACAGGGGAUGCGUUCUGUGUGGAAAUGGCGGUGGUUUUGGCACGCAGAAGGGCAGUCCAGAUAUGUAUGGUCCAUGAGGACAGAGUGCACAUGUUAAAGGAAGUGACCACUCCAGAACAGCCUUGUGCCCUGAGCCUGGAUGGGUACAAUAUCUGUCUUGCCUUGUCCACACAGUAUAUGAUUCUGAACUACAGCACAGGAGCCUCUCAGGAUCUGUUCCCUUAUGAUUGUGAAGAAAGGAAACCCAUUGUUAAGAGGAUCGGCCGGGAAGAGUUUCUUUUGGCGGGCCCAGGCGGGCUUGGGAUGUUUGCUAAUGCAGAAGGCAUAUCUCAGCGUGCUCCGGUGAGCUGGUCCGAGAGCGUGAUGGCGGCGGCUGUGUGUUUUCCGUAUGUGGUCGCGCUGGAUGAAAGCUUUGUGACCGUUCACAGCAUGUUGGACCAGCAGCUCAAACAGACACUGUCAUUCAGAGAUGGACACCUUCUGCAGGAUUUUGAAGGUAAGGUGGUGUUGGCCUCAUCAAAAGCGGUGUAUAUGCUGGUGCCUCUCCCUCUGGAGCGUCAGAUCCAAGACCUGUUGGCAAGCCAUCGAGUCGAGGAAGCCCUGACCCUCACCGAGGCCGCACAGAGAAACAUUCCCAAAGAGAAAUAUCAGAUAUUGCACAAAAGAAUUCUCCAACAAGCAGGAUUCAUUCAAUUCGGCCAGCUUCAGUUUUUAGAAGCGAAAGAGCAUUUUAGGAAGGGACAGCUGGAUGUACGGGAGCUGAUCUCUCUAUAUCCGCUGCUCCUGCCCGCCUCUUCUUCUUUCACACGUUGCCAUCCACCACUUCAUGAAUUUGCUGACCUGAACCACCUGACCCAGGGGGACCAAGAGAAGGUACAGCACUUCAAACGUUUCCUCAUCAGCUACCUACACGAGGUGCGCAGCAGCGACAGCGCUAAUGGUUUCCGUGAAGACGUAGAUACGGCGUUGCUAAAGCUGUACGCAGAGACCGGCCACGAGAGUCUUCUGGAUUUGCUGGCUUCUGAUAAUGCCUGUCUUCUGGCAGACAGCGCCCCCUGGCUGGAGAAGCAUCACAAGUAUUAUGCUCUUGGACUUCUAUAUCACUACAAUGAUCAGGAUUCUGCUGCUUUACAGAUGUGGGUUAAGAUUGUCAAUGGAGAUCUCCAAGACUCAACACGACCAGAUCUGUUUGAAUAUGUUGUGGAUUUUCUUAGUUUCUGCUCCAACCUUGACCUUGUGUGGCGGCAUGCAGAAUGGGCACUACAGAAAGAUCAAAAGAUUGGUGUGCAAAUCUUCACCAAAAGGCCUACCUCGGAGGAGAAGAUGGGGCAGUUAAACCCAAAUGAUGUGAUUGCGUAUUUGGAGAAACACAGUCAGGCCCUUCUGCUUUACCUGGAACACCUGGUGCUAGAGAAGAAAUUGCAGAAAGAGAAGUAUCACACGCAUCUCGCCGUGCUGUAUGCCGACAAAGUCCUGGGCUUGAUAUCACGACCAUCAGCCAAUGAGGAACAACUGUCUGCUGCCCGCCAGAAACUACAACGGUUAUUGAAAGAGUCCAAUCUCUGCAGAGUCCAGUUACUACUAGGUAAAAUCCAGAACUCCGAUCUGCUGCUACUUGAGCGAGCUACACUUCACGGAAAGUUAGAAGAACAUGACAAGGCUUUGCACAUUCUAGUGCACCAGCUGAAAGACUCUCCUGCGGCUGAGGAAUACUGCUCUUGGGCCUCUGCAUCUCAGGACCGCUCCUACCGUCAGAAGCUUUUCCACCAACUCUUGAGCGUUUACUUGGACCCGGAUUUACCGGGAGGGGCACAAACAAUAGCAGCGGUCGACCUGCUUAACCGACAUGCUGAAGAGUUUGACGCAGUGCAUGUGUUAAAGCUCCUUCCAGAGGAAUGGUCUCUACCGUUACUCCGUCCUUUCCUGUGUGGUGCGCUGAGGGCUAGUGUACAUGCACGCUGCACUUCCCAGGUUGCAGUGGGGCUGGCCCGGGCACAAAACCUCCAGCUUCAGCAUGAUAGGCUGAAGUAUCGAGGCGGCCCAAUAUUAGUGUCUGAAAAGAAGGGAUGCCAGCUGUGCCACAACACCUUCAGCGAGCCAGACUGCGCCUGCUUGCCUGGCGGAACGCCGGUCCACAUUCACUGUGUCGCCAAGAAAGCCCUGGACUUGCCAAAGCGCCAUCAUGAAAAUGCCCACCACAGCAAUCACACAUGAAGCUGAUCUGUGGGGCAGGCGACAAAUUCUGGCCUUACACCUGUACUGCACACAUGAGAAGGAAGUGCAUAGAGCAACUGUUCAGAGGCCUCGCAAGAGCUGGACCUGCUUUCCCUGUGUGUGAGGGAGUCAGCCAACAAAUAAGUGUUUGUGAGUUUGAGAUAGUAUUUAUUCCAUACACGCAACACUGACAAUGAAUAUGAACUUUUAAAUGAACGUCAAACUAACCCCCCACCCCACCCCCACCGCGCCUCAAACAAAAGAUUGUCUACUGGUUGAUCUUUUUAGCAUUGCCUUAUGACUGGUCCAUUGGCUGUCUUGAAAUAUAUAGUUUUUAAGUGGGUGGUAUCCAUGUUAACUUAACUAUUAUUUGCUAACUGUUUGAGGGUCAGAAAGCUAGUGUCUUGACUAUUUCAUUCAUUCAUAAUUUUUAUUUGGGUCAGCUUCAAAAAGAAAUUUACAAACAAACAUAGAAACAAAAGUGAAAAUGCAAUCUAAACAAUAAUAAAAACAUAAAUACAUACUAUCAUACACUAUACAUACUAACAUACUAUCUGUUGCCUGUGAGCAGACUUAUCAAAAAUUGCUUUAUGCGAUUUGGCCGAUCCAUAGUUUUCAUUAAACAAACACCAAAGUCACUUGCUCUGUUCUCAGAGAGAGACGGGUUAUAGCCUUAAGUGAUUGCAUCAUGGUUCUUUUAACAUAAGGGAGAAAUAUAAGAAAACUAAUUAUUUUCAUAAUGUCAUCAUGAAUAUGGUUUGUAGUCAUCAAAGCUCUUUUAAACCAUUUAAUAGUCAUUUUCUGAGAUAAAAAGGGAAGAUUUUUCCAGAAUUUCCGUGUUCAUCUUCUGGCUACAGUUUGAUCUGGGUAACUUCAGUUACAUCAGUGUUAUGUAAAAUUAUGCAAUGAAAGUCUGAUUAAUUAGCACAACCCUAGAAAAAUGUCUCUCUCUCCCCUCUUUCCCAAGGUUGAUUUGGAUUGAUAUUUCCCUUUAAAGACAAGUUUAAGAUACAAAGUGAUAUUUUGUUAUCAAACAAACCAAUGGACUCAGGCUGUGCUGUGUUUGUGUGUACAUGCUAUAACUAAAUGCUAAAGUUGCUUAUAACAUCCAAAAUAUUUGUUUCUCAUAUGCAUGUGGUGAUGUGGAUGCGAGUCCUCAUGUCUUAAAUGCUAAGCUGUGAUUUUAAAGAUCAAAACAUAUUUUUAACGUGAUCAAUUACAUUUGUGGUUUUUGGGGAAGCACAGUAGCAGAAAUGGCUGCAGAGGGUUUUGCCUGAGAAUAAUCUGUAAGCUCAUAUUUGAAUAAGUAUCUGAAAUAUUUUCUCUGUGAAAGUGAAAAUGGUGGGAUUUUAAAGGUGGAAUAAGUGGGGGAGGGGAGGCAUAGAUGAAACACUGCCUACUGAAUAAAUACUAAAAAUAUCCACGGUAGGAUGGCUUGUUUCAUUGAUGGUUUUUCUUACAGAAACUGUUUUGCAAGUGAAAAUAUACAAUUUAUUAUAGUGAUCACUGGCUGCAAGGGUAAUGGUAAAUUAUAUCCAAACUAAUUUGUCACAUGGUUAAAUUAUUUAAAUACUAUUGUUCACAAUCUUGAGUGGUGGAUCUUCCAGCUCAAGUUCCACACUUGAAAUGCCGUUGUAGGAAAGUUUCUGUGUGCUAUUUAGUCUUUGCUUUGAUGCAUUUCUCCCAGAAAAAGUUCCAUUCGUCAAACGUGCAACCAAAGUUUUCAUCCUGUCUGCAGUGAGACUGUAAACUUUUCACCUUGAGCAACUAAAUGGAAAUCCUCUACACCUCUUUACAUUCACUUUAGGUAUUUUAUACAUAUAAAUAUACAUGGAUACUGGUGUGUACAUAGUGUAUUAAUAACUGUUUGUUGCUUUGUAAAUCAAUGCCGGUGUGGGUGGAAUGUACAAAAUGUAAAGACGUCCAUUUUAAUAAAUGACUAUGCCUACAUGAAU